Molecule: messenger RNA, 1061 nt
Organism: Neolamprologus brichardi
Lineage: Eukaryota; Metazoa; Chordata; Actinopteri; Cichliformes; Cichlidae
Source: RefSeq, a predicted model, not a curated record
CUCGUCAACAGCAGUGGCCACAGGAGCCUAAAAAGAGGCGGACAGCUGGUCCGCAUAAUGAAAAAUAGCACCCCCUCAAGUGUGGGUUUUGCUGUUUUUCAUGUUUAAAUUAACACAGGUACUUAAAGAUUCUCUUCGGUGUGUUGUGUAGCCGUCAUCCAUUAGAAGAAAAACCCCAAGGAGCGAGGAUGUUGGUCCCCGCGGGAAGAUAAUGAAGAGACUGCGCGUUUUGUUGGUGUGCCUCAUUGUAGCUCGCCUGUGCUGGUACCCUAGUCAACAUGUCUAUUGUUCAGAGCAGAGCUUGUCCGGCUCAGGUCAGCCUCGACAGGAGAAAGAUCCUGAUGGCCUCGAGCAGGAGCAGGACUCCACGCAAAACAAGGUGGUGGAAGAGUGGAAGACACACACAUCAUACGAUAUGGGGCUAGAGACCGAGAGAGCAGCACGAGAGCAACUACAAAAACAAAGCAUACACCAUGAAGAGACUGUGAAGUCACAAGAAGCUGGAGAGGAAGAGACAAAGCUAGACCCAGAGUCAGAUACUGUACCUGUUGCCCCUGAGCCAGAACCUACCCCAGAUCCCCAGGCUGACUUGGGCCUGCAGAUUCACACACAGGACCACGACCAUGAUGCCCCAGUGCUCGCCACUCCAGAACCAGUUCCAGCACAGGGCCAAGUGACCACAGAUACCCCAGCAGAGACUUCAAGUGAACCAAUUCCCAAUCUAGACUCAAACCCAGACACAUCCCCCGAUGAAGCUGAAAACAAACCUACCUCACAGAGUGCUGGGCUGACCCACACAGGUGCAGUGCGGGUUGCCAGUGCAGGAGAUGAAUUCCCAGUAGACAGCUUUGUCUUUGCUGAGCACUCUGAUUCACAGUGCGGGGUCAUUCCCCCCGAACUGGCAACCUGUGAAAGCUCCCCUUUUGGCAGCCCUCUCCUCAGGUGAGUUUCUAACCACCAGAAGCCAAUCAAAGCACAGAGACUGAUAAUGAAGGUACAAGCUACACCUCUCUGCUGUGCCCAACCGUCGACCGCUGGCCUUGCUCUCUACUUAAUGUUGC